GCCCAAGUCGUGAAAUUCAUUUCGUUGAGAGGCGAUGAAGGCAUGGGGCGAACUACACAUGGCGCCCUUGGUUCUUUUUAUUUUUUUAAGUUUGUCCUCAUUUAGUGCGUAUGUCGCGGGUGAAAUUUUCACGAACUCAUUUCUGGUGAGGUUACACGGGAGCCCCGGGAACGAUGUCGCCAACUUGGUGGCCGCCAGGACCGGAUUUGAAAAUUUCGGACCCGUUCUUGGAUCACUGAGGGAGUUCCAUUUUAAACACAGAGCUCUGCCUCACGCAAGAACUAAAAGGAGUAUUCCUCAUACCAGACGAUUGAAAAUCGAUCCCUUAGUACAUACAGCAGUGCAGCAAUCAGGGUUUAAAAGAGUGAAGCGGGGAUACAAACCGUUAAAAGUAGAAAAUUUAGUACCACACAUUUCCCCUCAUGAAGAUCCCACCGAUCCAUUUUUUCAUCUUCAAUGGUACCUGAAAAAUACCGGGCAAAAUGGAGGGAAGGUCAAACUGGACUUGAACGUAGAGGCCGCCUGGGCCCAAGGCGUCACUGGCAGGAAUGUCACAACUGCGAUCAUGGAUGAUGGUGUCGAUUAUAUGCAUGCUGAUUUGAAAAACAAUUACAAUGCGAAAGCCAGUUAUGAUUUUAGCAGUAACGACCCGUAUCCAUAUCCUAGGUAUACAGAUGACUGGUUCAACAGUCAUGGAACUCGAUGUGCUGGAGAAGUAGCAGCAGCCAGAGAUAAUGGGAUUUGUGGAGUUGGAGUGGCUUACGAUUCAAAAAUAGCAGGAAUUAGAAUGUUAGAUCAACCAUACAUGACGGAUUUGAUCGAAGCCAACUCAAUGGGUCAUGAACUGAAUCUAAUCGAUAUUUACAGCGCGUCAUGGGGUCCCACUGAUGACGGGAAAACCGUCGAUGGUCCUCGUAAUGCGACGAUGAGAGCAAUAGUAAAAGGCGUCAAUGAGGGUCGAAAUGGACUGGGUAAUAUUUACGUUUGGGCAAGUGGGGAUGGUGGGGAGGAAGAUGACUGUAACUGUGAUGGCUAUGCGGCGAGCAUGUGGACAAUUUCGAUAAACAGUGCAAUCAACGAUGGACAAAACGCCCAUUACGACGAGAGUUGCUCCUCCACUCUCGCCUCAACUUUCAGCAACGGUGCAAGGGACCCAAACACAGGCGUGGCAACAACUGAUUUAUACGGUAAAUGUACUACCACCCACUCGGGUACAUCAGCCGCUGCACCGGAGGCUGCUGGAGUAUUUGCUUUAGCGCUAGAAGCAAAUCCAAGUUUAACAUGGAGAGAUAUUCAGCAUCUAACGGUUUUGACAUCUAAACGGAAUUCAUUAUUUGAUGCAAAAGGUCGAUUCCAUUGGACAAUGAACGGAGUGGGUUUAGAAUUUAAUCACUUGUUCGGAUACGGCGUAUUGGAUGCUGGUGCUAUGGUUGCCCUCGCCAAGCAAUGGCAAACGGUUCCGGCGCGAUAUCACUGUGAGGCCGGUUAUAUGAAAAAAUUCCAGGCUAUUCCAAAAUCCGGGUCUGUUAUUCUCAAAAUACACACACGUGUUUGUCAAGGAUUCGAGAAUGAAGUGAACUAUUUAGAGCACGUCCAAGCUGUCGUUACAUUGAACUCUACAAGGAGGGGUGACGUUGAAUUGUUUCUAACAUCUCCAAUGGGAACCAAAUCCAUGAUUCUCAGUCGGCGAGUUAAUGACGAUGACAAAAGAGAUGGAUUCAUCAAAUGGCCAUUCAUGACGACACACAUGUGGGGCGAGUAUCCCCAAGGAACUUGGCAGUUGGAGGUGAAGUUCAACUCGGACGUCCCUCAAAACGGUUUUAUCAAGGAGUGGACGCUAAUGCUACACGGAACGAAAGACGCUCCUUACACGAAUUUGCCUGUAUCUGACCCCCACUCGAAGCUGGCGAUAGUGAAAAAGGUCCACGAGGAAAAAAAGAACAAGUAGUUAAUGAACGCAUGCACAUUUUUUAAUGGUUGGCCUGCGGCCGACUAUCUUUUGUUACGUACGUAUUGUUGACCAACUCAACAGCUUGUUGAGGAUAGAUUCAAUUUAUAUUUACACCAGCUCUGGGUUUCCUUAUAAUUAUUUCUCUUUUGUAGCUUCUCAUUCAAAUGUAUUUGUUGACGCGAUCUGAUUAAGACUGGGAAAGUGAAAUCUUCCGUGAUGAAUGGACUGCAUUUUGCAAUAAGGAAUCACAAUUUCUGGCCUAUAGAUAAAAACCUCUAUCUGCAUAGGAAAACCGAUAGCAUUUAUGUUGUUUCUAAAAUGAGCCUGUAACUGUAGUUUCUAAUUGCAAAAUGUGGUCCAAAUGGCGAGAAGAAACAUUCAGUGUAUUUUUGGAUUGUAUCCCCCCUCCCCUCCAACUAGAUUAAGUUAAAAUAUCGGAAAGAUUAGGUGACCCGGAAGAUUUCAACCGAGCAAAAAAAAAAUGGGGGAAAAUCGAGACGAUCGAAUAGUGCAUUGUUAGUUAAAAUGUAGGAUUCGUUGAUCGUACAUUUUUUAGUCCAUCUAAUUUUGCUUUCAUCUGUUUUUUAUUUUUAUGAGUACAUCAAGGGAAAAACUUGAGCAUAUUUUAUUUUUUCAGUAGAUUGUAAAAUAGAGAGAUAACACAUUCAAAUCCUUACCCAUAUUGAUUGUAGUUCCUGAAUUAUUUAAAAUACCUACUCCUGAAAACUAUGAUAACAUACGGAAAUAUUAUUUUUACCUACAUUAUGGAGAAGAGGAAUAUGUUUGUGACCUCUGUGUUUUCAACUCUUUUAGUAUUCAGUAACAAUCAUCCUCUUUUAAACAUAAGACCAAAUAAUUGAAAAUUAUUGAAAUCAUCAUCAGUUUUCAAUUGGAAUGUGAGUAUUUUUGUGUAUGACAUAAAAAUCAUUUAAAGUAAUAUCCUGCUCUUCAUAUUUAACCGAAACGCACAUUUACGUGAGCCAAAGAAAAAACACUGUUUUCUAAAAACGCAAGACAUUUUUUUUGUAAUAUAAUUACGUUAAUGAAAAAUUAUGUUCUUAGUAAUUUCAUUUACAAUUCUUUUCUCUCCGGAGUAAAUUUAACACUAAUCUGAAGCAAAUACGUUUCCAGAGGCUAAAAAAGAAAAGAGAGAGUGAUACGCCGAGAAAGAAAA
Messenger RNA from Bemisia tabaci, 3125 nucleotides. RefSeq names its product prohormone processing protease amontillado (gene amon). Gene Ontology annotation, biological process: peptide hormone processing. Lineage: Eukaryota; Metazoa; Arthropoda; Insecta; Hemiptera; Aleyrodidae. The record is from RefSeq and is a predicted model, not a curated record. Gene Ontology annotation, cellular component: neuron projection; membrane. Gene Ontology annotation, molecular function: serine-type endopeptidase activity.